Molecule: messenger RNA, 411 nt
Organism: Mus caroli (Ryukyu mouse)
Lineage: Eukaryota; Metazoa; Chordata; Mammalia; Rodentia; Muridae
Product: olfactory receptor 2D3-like
Biological process (GO): G protein-coupled receptor signaling pathway
Cellular component (GO): membrane
Molecular function (GO): olfactory receptor activity; G protein-coupled receptor activity
Source: RefSeq, a predicted model, not a curated record
AAUGUCAUUAACCACUUUUUCUGUGAACCUCCUGCCCUCCUGAAGCUGGCUUCAGCAGAUACAUACAGCACAGAAAUGGCGAUCUUUGCAAUGGGUGUGGUAAUCCUCCUAGCACCUGUCUCCCUCAUUCUCACCUCCUACUGGAACAUCAUCUCCACUGUAAUCCAGAUGCAGUCUGGUGAGGGAAGGCUCAAGGUCUUCUCCACCUGUGGCUCCCACCUCAUUGUUGUUGUUCUCUUCUAUGGCUCAGCAAUAUUUGCCUACAUGAGGCCCAACUCUAAGAUAAUGAAUGAAAAGGAUAAAAUGAUUUCGGUGUUCUAUUCAGCAGUGACCCCGAUGCUGAACCCCAUCAUUUACAGCCUGAGAAACAAGGAUGUGAAAGGGGCUCUCAGGAGAAUAACUUUAAAAUAG